UAACUUGUAGGAUGCGACUCCAAAAAUCCGGACAUCUCGACCUUCGACAUCGACCACCUCACCACAGCACGAUGCCGCUUGUCGACAACGCGCAAAUUAAGCAGGCGAGCUUGCACUCGCCGCUGCCCUUGCAACUUCACGCAUACGUCUGGCCAUUCCUCGUCAUCUGGCCCAUCUUCCUCUCCUUUUAUCUCUCUGAAGAACGCUACGAAAAGCACAUCCAGUCGUCAGAAUGGACCUUCGUUUGGGUCGGCAGCAUUUGUACCAUCCAGGCUCUCACCUGGCUCUCCACUCACUGGAAUGUCAAUGUUAGAAGCGCAUUCACUACCUCGUCCGCACGCGACGUACGCACCGCCCAGCUUGUCAAAGUCCUCCCCGCCGCCAACGCCGGCGCCGCCGAAAUCUGCCCCUUGAUCCGCGAAACCGUUGAUGGGAAACAGACCAUCUCAUUCCUUUUCCAGAAACGCCGGUUUCUCUACGACCCGGAGAAUGGCUCCUUCGCCCCUCUUUCCUACCCUCUCGAUGCCGAUCCCAAGCCGAAGCUUCAGACAUUCCAGGAGACAAGAGGCUUGACGAGCCAGGCGGAGAUCGAGAAGCUACAGCAUCAUUAUGGAGACAACAGCUUUGAUAUCCCCGUGCCUACUUUUACGGAGUUGUUCAAGGACCACGCUGUUGCGCCGUUCUUCGUGUUUCAAGUCUUUUGUGUUGGCUUGUGGAUGUUGGACGAUUCUUGGUACUAUUCGCUGUUCACUCUCUUCAUGCUUGUCAUGUUUGAAAGUACGGUCGUUUGGCAGCGCCAGAGGACUUUGAAUGAGUUCCGUGGCAUGAGCAUCAAACCAUACGAAAUCCUUGUUUACCGACAGAAGAAGUGGCAAGAGAUUAUGAGCGACAAACUGUUGCCCGGCGAUGUUGUCAGCGUCGGCAGAACCAAGGAGGAUUCCGGUGCUGCUUGCGACAUGCUUCUUCUCGAAGGCUCUGCUAUUGUGAACGAGGCUAUGCUUUCUGGAGAGAGCACACCCAUGCUCAAAGAAUCUGUUCAAUUGCGUCCUGGUGACGCAACCAUCGAACCCGAAGGGCUUGACAAGAACGCGUUCCUCUACGGAGGAACCAAAGUUCUUCAAGUCUCCCAUGGAAACACAGCGCAAGACGAGAACGCCUCGGCCGCUAAGCUCCCCUCUAAUGUUCCACCGCCGCCGGACAAGGGUGCCAUCGCGGUUGUGAUGAAAACUGGAUUCGAGACCAGCCAGGGAAGCCUCGUCAGGACCAUGAUUUACUCUACCCAACCCGUCUCUGCAAACAACGUCGAGGCCUUGUUCUUUAUUCUCUUCCUCUGUGUUUUCGCCAUCGCCGCUUCCUGGUAUGUCUGGGUCAAGGGUGUGGAGCAGGAUCGCAAGCGCUCCAAGCUUAUGCUCGACUGCAUCUUGAUCGUCACCAGCGUCGUGCCACCGGAAUUGCCCAUGGAGCUGAGCUUGGCUGUCAACACCAGUCUUGCGGCCUUGAGCAAGUAUGCCAUCUUCUGUACCGAACCCUUCCGUAUUCCCUAUGCUGGACGCGUGGAUGUCGCCUGCUUCGAUAAGACUGGUACCCUGACUGGUGAGGAUCUCGUCGUGGACGGUAUCGCUGGACUUACGCUCGGACAACCUGGAGCUCAAGUUGGCCCCGAUGGAGCUCAUAUCGAUCUCAGCGCUGUCGACCAAGUCGGAACCGAGACUACUCUUGUCCUGGCCACUGCUCAUGCUCUUGUCAAGUUAGACGAAGGUGACAUCGUUGGUGAGCCCAUGGAAAAGGCCACCCUCACUUCGCUCGGUUGGUCUCUUGGUGCUUCGGACACUCUUCAACCAAAGACCAGCUCUGCCAAAUCACAUGCCGAGUUGGUACAGAUCCGCCGUCGCUUCCAGUUCUCAUCCGCCCUCAAGCGCCAAAGUUCCGUUGCCACUGUUCUUGUAAACGAUAAGAAGAGCAAGCGUAGGAUCAAGAGCACCUUCGUUGCUGUCAAGGGAGCCCCCGAAACGAUCCGUAAGAUGUUGGUCAAUGCCCCGCCAAACUACGAGGAAACGUUCAAGCACUACACCAGGAAUGGCGGCCGUGUCCUCGCUCUCGCCUACAAAUAUCUUUCCCAGGAAGCUGAAUUAGGAAUGGGCCGUAUCAACGACUUGAAGCGCGAGCAGGUGGAGUCCGAGCUUCAUUUUGCCGGAUUUCUUAUUCUCCAGUGCCCUCUCAAGGAUGAUGCUCUCCAGGCUGUCCGCAUGUUGAACGAGUCUAGCCAUCGUGUGGUCAUGAUCACUGGUGACAACCCGCUUACCGCCGUCCACGUCGCUAAACAAGUCGAGAUUGUCGAUCGUGAAUGCUUGAUCCUUGAUGCACCCGAGAACGAUGAUUCUGGCGAGAAGAUUGUCUGGCGCAGCGUUGACGACAAGGUUAAUGUUGCGGUUGACCCUAACCAAGAUCUGGACCUCAACCUCUUGAAGACCAACGACAUCUGCGUUACUGGAUACGCUCUCUCAAAGUUCUUCGGCAAGCCCAGCUUCAAGCAACUCCUCCGCUACACAUGGGUCUAUGCCCGAGUUUCGCCGAAGCAAAAAGAGGAUAUCCUCAUCGGUCUGAAGGAAUGCGGCUACACCACUCUUAUGUGCGGCGACGGAACAAACGACGUCGGCGCUCUCAAGCAGGCAGAUAUUGGUGUUGCGCUAUUGAACGGCACCCAAGAUGACCUCAACAAGAUUGGAGAGCAUUUCCGCAAUACCAAGAUGAAAGAAGUGUAUGAGAAGCAGGUUCAGCUCAUGAAACGAUUCAACCAGCCCGCGCCUCCGGUGCCGAUCGUUAUUGCCCAUCUCUAUCCCCCUGGCCCCAGCAACCCUCACUACGAGAAGGCUGUGGAGAACCAGGCAAAAGCCAAGGGCCUUGCUCCCCCAACCGCAAACGGUGCGGAUCCAGCGGCAACCAACACCGCAGUUGCUGAGAAGCAAACGCCCAAACAAGGUGCCGCUGGUCUCGCCGAUCAGUUCACUCAGAAGAUGAUGGAGUCUGAGCUCGCAGAAUUGGAUAGCGAGCCACCAACAAUCAAGCUUGGUGAUGCCUCAGUCGCCGCUCCGUUCACCUCUAAGCUGGCCAACGUCGUCGCCAUUCCCAACAUCAUCCGUCAAGGGCGAUGCACUCUUGUCGCAACGAUUCAGAUGUACAAGAUCUUGGCGCUCAACUGCUUGAUCUCGGCAUACAGUUUGUCCGUUCUCUACUUGGACGGCAUCAAAUUUGGUGAUGGCCAGCACACCAUAUCAGGAAUGAUGAUGAGCGUGUGUUUCUUGUCGAUUUCACGAGCCAAGCCUGUCGAAGCGCUCUCGAAAGAGCGACCCCAACAUAACAUCUUCAACUUGUACAUUAUCGGAUCUGUCCUCGGGCAAUUCGCUAUUCACAUCGUUACUCUCAUCUAUGUCUCCCAAUACGUCCAGCGCACCGAACCCAAGAAGUCUAUGAUCGACCUCGAAGGCGAUUUCGAGCCCUCCCUCCUCAACUCUGCCAUCUACCUCCUGCAGCUCAUCCAGCAAAUCUCGACCUUCUCCAUCAACUACCAAGGUCGUCCCUUCCGCGAGUCCAUCCGCGAGAACAAGGGUAUGUUCUGGGGUCUCGUCACCGUCAGUGGUGUUGCCUUUAGCUGCGCGACCGAGUUCAUCCCCGAGAUCAACGAGAAGCUCCGUCUCGUCCCCUUUACGUACGAUUUCAAAGUCAUGAUUACAAGCGUCAUGGUAUUCGACUACGUGUGCUGCUACGUCAUCGAGAAGGGGCUCAAGUUCCUCUUCUCCGACAACAAAGCCAAGGACAUCGCCAUAAGAAGGUACGAUCAGAUCAAGAAGGAGGAUGCAAGGAGGAUGGAGCGUGAGCGCAUCGAGCAGGAGAGGCGGAACGCAGAGAUUGAAGAGAGACGUGCCGCGAUCGAGGCCAAGGCUAGGGCGGCGGGCUGGAUCAAAUAG
Periconia digitata is the source of this 3965-nucleotide messenger RNA. The record is from the annotation of a GenBank genome assembly. NCBI's taxonomy places the organism in Eukaryota, Fungi, Ascomycota, Dothideomycetes, Pleosporales, Periconiaceae.